This is a messenger RNA of Rhipicephalus microplus (southern cattle tick), 2966 nucleotides long. RefSeq lists its product as uncharacterized. The record is from RefSeq and is a predicted model, not a curated record. Lineage: Eukaryota; Metazoa; Arthropoda; Arachnida; Ixodida; Ixodidae.
CUUACUUGUGCGAGGCUUGCGGCACGUAUUUUCUCUCGUCAAUACGCUGCUCCUUUGUGAACAGUUUGCCAGUAACGUAGACUCGUGGGGGUAUCUACCUUAAACAAAGAAGAUGUCCAUGGCUCUGAGCCCUACACAGGUGACCAUCACUACUGGGCCUAGUGUUCCUCCGUCAUCUCCAGGCUUGCGAUUCCACCUCAACGUGUCGUUUGUUACAAGCCUGGAUGGCCUGCUCACGGUAUCCGAAAUGGUGUUGUCAAUCAUCGUCUAUGCAUUGACGGUCUCUUCAGCUGUGGGCAUUGCCUCUCUGAAUCUCCUGAUGUCAUUGAGCUUCUGCUACUGGCUGCUGUGUUUUUUCAUUCUACUGUCGGAAGGCAUGCUGACGAAGCCUGUCCUGCCUACGACCACCUUCUUUCUCAUAUUCCAUUCGUUUGGAUCUGUCCUGUACGUCUUCAUCUCUAUCGCCCACCUGGCCAUCUUCAGCUCUUCCGCUGCGAUGGUGGGAGCGGUUUUGGUCAAGGCUGUUUACAACGCUGACGCAGUGAACGCAGCUGGGGUGAAGUAUAAGGCAAUGGGACUCAUCGCGGGAGCUGCGCACCUCUUCCACACUGCGUUAAUCAUCAAGAAAAUGAUUUCGUAGGAAGGAUUGAAGAACUGAAUUCCGAGUGCGCUGAUAUAUCUUGUCACCGAAACACAAUAAGGCAAUGUUUGUUUGCAGGCGGUGCUUAUAGGCCUUGAUAAGGUGGGGACUAUGUGGCUGUGGCGACAUCGGUUUCUCGAGUGUAAACGAGUCCCCCUUGCUUGAUCGAUAGAGAUGAGCAUUUGUUUGGUGAGCUGUGUGGGGGCUAUUUGUAUGAGGCAACGUAAUGGGCUUUCCAAUGAACGCGUACCGACGUGAACAGCGCAGUUAGUGUAUUAUUACACCAUCACCCUCUUAGUGAUGCAAGUGGUGGUCGUAAAUGCAACACAAGCUCACCAUUUUGUCUUAGUUCUUGAAUAAUGUGACCUGCGGAUGCAUGUCUUGGAACACGGGUUGUUCAGGUUCUGCUCAAUCCCGUUUUGAAUUGGUGGCUGAAAAAUGGGCGUUCGUGCGGUGGCCACCUGUCUCGGAGGGCAUGAUAGGUUUUAUGCGUGUCGUGCAUCCACCUAUAGAUGUCGUGAAUCGUCCACUCUGACAUUGGCUUUUGUGCGCGACGCUGUCACUCACGCCGAUGGAGCUGGCGUCCCGUCCAGAUGAGUUGUACAUUCUGGCAGUAUUGUCGACACCAUGCAUGUAGAGUAACGUCUCGAAAAUAGUACUUCACUUGAGUUAAUUCAAGCAGUAAUUUAUUCCCUUAUCUCUUCCUAUGCAUCUGACUAUUCAUUUGAUAAUACGCCGGGGAGACACAAGAAGGAACAACUCAAUCUGGUUAGACAUAUGCAACACUCUUUCACUUAUUUUCAUGACUCACUACCAAACAUCAGAAAGAGCUGUCGAUUGUGUUUAUGAAGAUUUAAAGCUCACAAAACAUUACCAAAUCUAACCUAAGUCUGCUGAAGUCGUGCCGCAUCCACGUGCACUACAGAACGUCGCCCGGCCGCGAUGGUCUCAUGGUUAAGGUACUCAGCUGCUGACCCGCAAGUCGCGGGAUCGAAUCCCGGUGGUGAUGAUAGUGGCUGCGUUUUUGAUGGAGGCGAAUAAUGAUGUAGGCCUGUGUGCUUAGAUUUGUGUGCACGUUAAAGAACCCCAGGUGGUCGAAAUUUCUGGAGCCCUCCACUACAGCGUCUCUCUACUACGGAGUCUGCCCCAUUUGUAUCGUCAUUGUUAAAAUUGCAGGGCUGUGGCCAUGCAGGUUUCUGAUAAUAAUGUUGGUUUUGGGAUGGUAAACUUCUCAUAUUAAUCAAAUCAAUUACAUAACGCCAGUGUCGUGAACUCUUGCGUUGUUGUGUGAAGGAGUCAUUAGCAGCUACAAUAGUGAAGUACGUUCUGUUUCUUACGAUAAUAUCCCAAAAUGCAUUACUGAGAGAAAAUACUUUAUUUUUUCUCAUAUAUUCGUUUUUGUUCCGAAAUCACCAAGUUAUCCUAAGUCAAUUUCAUUAUGUAGAGUUAAGUCCAAUUACAAGUUUAGGCAUGUUGAGUCAAUUAUCGCUCUUCAUUCCAUAUUUUGGCUAUAUUUAUUUAUUCAAAUACAUAGGUGUUCACAUAAAACCUUAUAUAACGCAGUGGUAUCAAGUGCUUAAAUCCAUUCAUUAUAAGUUAUUGUUCUAAGAAUACCUUCACGCACUGAUAUUGUCAUUUUGUAUUUUAUUCGUUAUAACCGAUAAUUUGUUAUAUGCUCAUUAAAUUGAGGUUGCCAAUUGAAAGUAUCCUCAAUGACCAUUUUCGCCACUGAUUGACACGCUGCAGAAAUUAGGAUGAAUAAAAUGUGGCUGUUCAGUUUUCUUUACAUAUUGCCUCCAUCCCCGCGUUUGUUAUAGAAUAAAAGGAGCAUGAUUAUGGAUGUAAAAGUUUGCGCGUGUGUAUACGUAUCGGCACUAGGCUACACUUACUGGUCAUGGUAGCUUCCAUCCAAUAGCUGGUAUCGGACUAGUUUCUACGUUGUUAUGUUGAGAAAUUCAAUCUAUUAAGUACGGCUACUCUAUGUUCUAAUAGUUAUGUAUUCGCUACCGAUACUAAGAAGCUAGUAAUAUAUGCACAAGCUAGUUCGUAACUUACAGCAAUGUGUGACGCUUAGUCAUCCAUCGCAAAAACAAACAAGCAAAAAAGAAUGAGUGCCUCAGCAGGCGAUGAACUGAGAAAAGAAGACACCGUCAAGCGUCGACACCUAAAGCGAAAAGUGAUUAGAGAAUGUACUUGUCUGUAAGCCUACCCGAGAACCACGAAUAAGUCACAUUAGGGGAGUGACCCCUAAAUUUGCGCAAAACGAGCUCUCUAAUGCUAUUGCGUUAAAACAAGACAAACGAAAAAUAAAACAAGAGAACAAAGC